ACUACACUAAGUACCAGCUGGUACUAUUAAAAACCAUGUCACUACCCAAUGCUGUGCGGCUUUCUGCCUCCUGCUCGCGCAGAACCGUGUAUCGUAAUUUCCCUCAGUUUCUUAGUUCAACACAGAGCAACUUUACGCCCAAGUCACCCAUAACAUCAUACGUCCGGCCUUACGCCUCGAAGUCUAAGGCGAAAUCGACUGCAGACUUGAUUCCAGGAUCAAAAAAAGCUCUUACUUCUGAGGCUACUCGCUUUGAAUAUGGAAAGUCCGAAACGAAGAUGAGUGCCGCUGUCGAGUGGUACCGCAAGGAGGUAGCUGGCCUUGAGACUCGUGCAAGUGGUCGCGUCACCCCGGCCCUUCUCUCGCCAGUACGCAUAGAACUUCCGGGCAAAGGAAAGGACCUGGUAAAACUCGAGGAAGUAGCCACUGUUGGCGUUCGAGAUGGCUCAAUCUUGAUUAUCACGGUGUUUGAGGAACAUAAUUUGAAAGCAGUAGAACAAGCCCUGUAUGCUGCAAAGCUACCGAACAUUGUUCCUCAAAGACAGGAUUCCAGAACAAUCAAGAUUCCUAUACCAAGGCCAACAGUUGAGGCCCGCAAUGCUCUGACUGCAACUGCUCAGCGAAUGGCAGAGGACACCCGAGUGCAACUUCGAAAGAUACAACAGACCAGUAUCAAAAAGGGCGACUACAAAAAGCACUCGGUUGAACUCGAAGAAUUUCAGAAACUCGCAGAUAGGAACAUUGCCGAAGUAGACAAGAUUCUUGCGCAAAUGAAGAAGUCAACCGGGUCCCGGUAGGGGUGUCUGGAGCCGUACCCUGGCACCACAUAUACAUUUAUUAUCGAUGCGUAUACUAGUUCAAAGUUCAUAAUGCAUGACAACACUCUAUAUGCGCUGCGAUAGGAAGCUCCAAAAUUUAUGCUACAAGAAAUGCAUGAACCUAAGCAUUAUAUCGAUGCCCGGAAGCGCCAGAAGGUGCUUGAAUACAUAUGUCCUUACAAGUAUGCCUAUU
Molecule: messenger RNA, 1011 nt
Organism: Suillus paluster
Lineage: Eukaryota; Fungi; Basidiomycota; Agaricomycetes; Boletales; Suillaceae
Product: ribosome recycling factor domain-containing protein
Exons: 4
Coding region: 36-797 (253 amino acids)
Biological process (GO): translation
Cellular component (GO): mitochondrion
Molecular function (GO): ribosomal large subunit binding
Source: RefSeq, a predicted model, not a curated record